This is a messenger RNA of Prosopis cineraria, 1966 nucleotides long. Its product is annotated as cytochrome P450 89A2-like. The record is from RefSeq and is a predicted model, not a curated record. The coding region runs from base 96 to 1640 and encodes 514 amino acids. Gene Ontology annotation, molecular function: heme binding; iron ion binding; oxidoreductase activity, acting on paired donors, with incorporation or reduction of molecular oxygen, NAD(P)H as one donor, and incorporation of one atom of oxygen. Lineage: Eukaryota; Viridiplantae; Streptophyta; Magnoliopsida; Fabales; Fabaceae. The transcript has a single exon. Gene Ontology annotation, cellular component: membrane.
AUGUUUUUAAAGCCCAUCAAAUCGUCAGAUUGAAUCCAUUUCCCCGAUAUUUCUCGCCCCGUUUGGUUCAAUUCCACGCAAUCCACUGCUCAAUCAUGGAGGCCUGGUUCGUCAUCCUCGUCUCCCUCAGUCUCUGCCUUCUCAUCAGAGCUCUCUUCAAUCUUCUCCUUCCCUCUCAUUCUCAUCCUCUUCCUCCCGGUCCUCCCCAUAUUCCCAUCAUAGGCUCGCUUCUCUUUCUCCGUAAAUCCUUCUCCGAACUUGAACCCGUUCUUAGCAAUCUUCAUGCUAAAUACGGUCCCAUCGUCACUCUACCUGUUGGUUCACGACCCGCCAUUUUCAUAGCCGAUCGAUCUCUCGCCCACCAAGCCCUUGUUCAGAACGGCGCCGUCUUCUCUACCCGCCCCAAGGCCCGUGCCACCUCCCAGAUCAUCAACAGUAAUCAGCAUAACAUUAACUCUGCUUUCUACGGUCCCACGUGGCGCGUCCUCCGCCGCAACCUCACGUCCGAGAUGCUUCAUCCCUCCCGGAUCAAAUCCUUUUCGGGGAUACGGAGGUGGGUUUUAGACGUGCUGCUUAAUCGCCUCAAAUCUGACUCAGAAUUCGGCAAUUCCAUUACUGUAAUUGACCAUCUGCAAUAUGCUAUGUUCUGCUUGCUGGUAUCCAUGUGUUUCGGUGAAGGUUUAGCUGACAAGCAAAUCAGGGAUAUUGAAAAGGCUCAGCGUCGUUUACUCGUGAACUUCAGCAGGUUUAAUUUCCUAAACUUCUGGCUAAGCGUCACUCGAAUAUUGUUCCGCAAGCGUUGGGAGCAAUUGUUCCAAAUUCGGAAGGAACAAGAAGAUGUUUUGACUCCGCUUAUCGGAGCGAGGAAGAGAGCCAAGGAAGAGAGGCUGAUAAAAGCCAUGGAGGGCAGUAAGCAAGAUGAAGUUACAGUGCCAUAUGUGGAUACUUUACUGGAUUUGCAGUUGCCCGAGGAGAAGCGCGAGCUUGAUGAAUCUGAACUGGUCACCUUAUGUUCUGAGUUUCUGAAUGCAGGGACGGAUACAACGGCUACCGCGUUGCAAUGGAUUUUGGCAAACUUGGUGAAGUAUCCACAUAUCCAACAGAGGGUUGUGGAUGAAAUAAGAGAUGUGAUGGGUGAGAGAGAGGACAAGGAAGUGAAAGAGGAAGACUUGCAGAGACUUCCAUAUCUCAAGGCUGUGAUUCUGGAAGGAUUGAGGCGUCAUCCGCCUGCACACUUUGUGCUGCCACAUGCAGUGUCAGAGGAUGUGGUUUUGAAUGAUUACUUGGUACCUAAAAAUGGAAUGAUAAAUUUUAUGGUUGCGGAGAUGGGAUGGGAUCCAAAGGUGUGGGAAAAUCCAAUGGAAUUCACGCCGGAGAGGUUCCUGAACUAUGAGAAAAAUGGAGGUGAAGCAUUUGAUAUUACAGGAAGUAAAGAGAUCAGGAUGAUGCCAUUUGGAGCAGGGAGAAGAAUCUGUCCUGGUUAUAGUCUGGCAAUGCUCCACCUUGAAUACUUUGUGGCCAAUCUCAUCUGGAAUUUUGAGUGGAAGGCUUCAAAUGGUGAGGUAGAUUUGUCAGAGAAACAGGAAUUCACCACGGUGAUGAAAUAUCCAUUUCAGGUCUAUUUGUCUCCAAGGCUUUAGACACAGAAAUAAUAUCAAAUCCUCGCUCUAUGCUCUUCUAAUAAUCAUCCUUCUGAUUAUGUGACAAGGUUACUGUAAAUGCCCCCAAAAAUAUUUGUUUUACGUCAUGUUCAGUAUCUAUAAUUCCAUACGGCAUAUGAAAUUUGUGUUUUCUUGCUGCUUUUAGCAGUUUCAUUUAGCAUAACUAAGAUCAGUGGUUGAUAACAUCACAGUUCUUUGGUGCUUGUUCAAUGAAUUAGGACUCCUUCAUUAUAUUAUCAUUUUGGCCAUUAUGUUUUGUAAAGAAACAAAACGAUGUCUGAUAUAUGCAUAUGAGACUUGUAAUA